Messenger RNA from Morus notabilis, 3630 nucleotides. RefSeq names its product LRR receptor-like serine/threonine-protein kinase. Gene Ontology annotation, molecular function: protein kinase activity; protein binding; ATP binding. NCBI's taxonomy places the organism in Eukaryota, Viridiplantae, Streptophyta, Magnoliopsida, Rosales, Moraceae. The coding region runs from base 1 to 3348 and encodes 1115 amino acids. The transcript has 2 exons. The record is from RefSeq and is a predicted model, not a curated record. Gene Ontology annotation, biological process: protein phosphorylation.
AUGCCUGUUUUUCUAAGUAAUCUCCAACUUUCUCUCAAUAACUUCUCCUUCUCUUUACUAUUAUUCACAACAAUAAGCUUUUCUUUUCUCUUCUCUUUUUGCCAUUCCAUUGAUGAACAAGGCCAAGCUCUUCUAUCAUGGAAAAACAGCUUAAACAUCUCGACUACAGAUUCUUUAAGCUCAUGGAAUCCUGCAGAUUCCAAUCCAUGCAAAAACUGGCUCGGCGUCCGCUGCGAUUCGAAUGGCCAAGUGGUGGAGAUAAGCUUGAAAUCAUUGGACUUGCAAGGAUCAUUGCCUUCAAAUUUUCAGCCCCUCAAGAACUUGAAGACACUUAUCUUAUCCUCAACCAAUCUAACUGGCACAAUCCCGAAAGAGUUCGGGGAAUACCACGAGCUAACUUUCCUCGAUGUAAGCGACAACUUCGUCACCGGUGAAAUCCCCGCGGAGCUAUGCAGGCUGAGCAGGCUGCAGACUUUGUCUCUCAAUACCAAUUUUCUUGAAGGAGAUGUCCCUGCAGACAUUGGAAACCUCUCGAGCCUCGUGUACUUGACGCUCUACGACAACCGAUUGAGCGGUGAGAUUCCGAGGAGUAUUGGGGCAUUGAGCAAGCUAGAGGUGUUUAGAGCAGGAGGGAAUAAAGGACUCAGAGGUGAACUGCCAUGGGAGAUUGGAAACUGCACCAACUUGGUCAUGUUAGGCGUUGCGGAAACCAGCAUUUCCGGAAGCUUGCCUUCCUCCAUUGGAAUGCUGAGGAAAGUCCAAACAAUAGCUCUCUACACUUCUCUUCUCUCGGGUCCUAUCCCGGAAGAGAUUGGAAACUGCAGUGAGCUGCAGAAUCUAUAUUUAUACCAGAAUUCAAUUUCUGGUUCAAUCCCAAGAGGGAUUGGGAAACUCAAAAACCUUCAAAGCCUACUUCUAUGGCAGAACAGCCUAGUUGGGGCAAUCCCAGACGAGAUAGGAGGCUGCAGCAAGCUCAAAGUGAUGGAUUUCUCCGAAAAUCUCCUCAGAGGAAGCAUACCAACAAGUUUUGGUCAGCUGUCCAAGCUUGAGGAGCUUCAGCUGAGUGUCAACCAGUUUUCGGGUUCCAUACCAUCAGAAAUCUCAAACUGCACGGCUCUAACUCACUUUGAAGUUGACAACAACGACCUCUCCGGUGGGAUUCCUGUGCGAAUCGGGGACUUGAAGAGCUUGAUUCUAUUCUUUGCCUGGAAAAACAGGCUGACAGGCAACAUUCCUGAGAGCUUAGCUGAAUGUGUGGAACUUGAGGCUCUUGAUCUGUCAUACAACAAUCUGUUCGGUCCAAUACCGAAACAGGUUUUCAGGUUGAGGAAUUUGACAAAGCUUCUUUUGCUGGCCAAUGAUUUGUCAGGCUUCAUACCUCCUGAUAUUGGAAACUGCACUAGUCUUUACAGGUUGAGACUGAAUCAGAACAGGCUUGGUGGUACUAUUCCAUCGGAAAUUGGAAACUUGAAGGGCUUGAAUUUCGUCGAUUUGAGCAGCAACCGUCUUGUUGGCGCAACCCCACCAUCAAUAUCCGGUUGCCAAAGCCUGGAGUUUCUUGAUCUCCAUUCAAAUGGUCUCACUGGUCCUGUCCCCAAUUCUCUCCCCAGAAGCCUUCAGUUUUUGGACAUGUCAAACAAUAGGCUCACAGGUCAACUCACUCACACAAUUGGGUCAUUAACAGAAUUGAUGAAGCUCAAUAUGGGGAACAACCAGCUCUCAGGGACCAUCCCAUCUGAGAUCCUCUCCUGCACCAAGCUGCAAAUGCUCGACCUCGGAAGCAACGCCUUCUCGGGCGAAAUCCCCAAGGAAUUAGGCCAAAUUCCAUCACUUGAGAUCUCACUGAACUUGAGCUACAACCAACUUUCUGGCCAUAUCCCACCACAAUUCUCCAAUCUUGACAAGCUUGGAAUCCUUGACCUCUCACACAACAACCUCUCAGGAGACUUAAACUCCCUCACAAACCUCGAAAACCUUGUCUCUCUCAAUGUCUCAUUCAAUGACUUCUCAGGUGAACUGCCAAACACUCCGUUCUUCCACCGCCUCCCCCUCAGCGACCUCACCUCCAACAAAGGCCUCUACAUCUCCGGAUCAGGCAUCGUGACACCCGUGGGCGAGCGCCACAAGUCAGCAGCCACGAAACUCCUUAUGUCAAUCCUCAUAAGUGCCAGUGCAGUCCUGAUCCUGCUAGCAAUCUAUGUACUUGUCCGCACCCGAAUGGCUACUAAAGCUCUCCUGGAAGAGGAUGGCAGCUGGGAAAUGACUUUCUAUCAGAAGCACGAUUUCUCGAUCGACGACAUAAUCAGGAACCUGACAUCUGCCAAUGUCAUUGGCACCGGCAGCUCCGGGGUUGUCUACAAAGUGGCAAUCUCAAAUGGGGAGAAUUUAGCAGUGAAGAAAAUGUGGUCCUCAGAGGAAUCAGGUGCCUUUGCAUCUGAGAUAAGGACACUUGGUUCAAUAAGACACAAGAACAUAAUUAGGCUCUUGGGUUGGGGAUCAAACAGGAAUCUGAAACUUCUUUUCUAUGAUUAUCUCCCCAAUGGGAGCUUGAGUUCUAUGCUUCAUGGUGCGAAUAACGCGAAAGGACUCGGCGGGGUUGAGUGGGAAGCAAGAUAUGAUGUUGUGUUGGGAGUUGCUCAUGCUCUUGCUUAUUUACACCAUGAUUGUGUGCCUGCAAUCAUGCAUGGAGAUGUCAAGGCCAUGAAUGUCUUGUUGGGUCCUCGUAAUGAGCCUUUUCUUGCCGAUUUCGGGUUGGCUAGAGUUGUGAAUUCCAAUGGUAGCGGUGGUGAAGAUCAUGAUUUCUCAAAGCCAAAUCAAAGACCUCAUCUUGCUGGUUCUUAUGGAUACAUGGCUCCUGAACAUGCUUCAAUGCAGAAGAUCACCGAGAAAAGCGAUGUUUACAGCUUCGGAGUUGUUCUUCUAGAGGUGCUAACAGGGAGGCACCCAUUGGACCCCACUUUGCCAGGUGGCGCACACUUGGUCCAAUGGGUCCGUGACCAUUUGGCCAGCAAGAGGGACCCACCUGACAUCCUUGACCCAAAGCUUAGAGGAAGAGCUGACCCAACAAUGCAUGAGAUGCUCCAAACACUGGCCGUGUCCUUCCUUUGUCUAAGCACAAGAGCUGAUGAUCGCCCAACAAUGAAGGACAUUGUGGCAAUGCUCAAGGAGAUUAGGCAAGUUGAUCAACCUCUAAGGCCAGAAGAGUUGGCUGAUGUCUCAAAGAGAGGAUUACAAGCCAUUCCGUCGCCGCCGCCGCCGCUGCCGACGAAUUCGAGGGAGAUGGUUUCACAAGAAUCGUCUAAUUGCUCCUUUGCGUUCUCGGAUGACUCCAUUUCAAAGUUUUUUUAAAAGAAGUAACAUUAAAAGUGUCAUAUAACUUCUUUUACAUUCUGUGUCAUGUCACAGUUUUGUUUUUACAACCACGUACGGUGAUGAAUAUUAGUGUUAAAAAUGAAAAGUAACGGAUCCCAAGAAAGUGGGCGGCUAUAUUACUAUGUAGUUUUGUGCAUAUUACAUUGGAAAAGAAAGUCCAAGUAGGGCAGUGGAGAGAAUGUUGUAGGAGGAAUUUAAGGGUGAAUAUUCCCCUUCUCUUCUUCAAUUAAGAUUGUAAUUUUACUACUAUAUUAUAGA